UUAAUGAUGUGAUACACAAAAGUCCAUUUGGAAACCUGGAUUUGCGUUCUCGAGUGCUACCUGGCUCGGUCUUAGAAUUGUUCCCUGUUUAUGAACACUAGGAUCAAUAUGGACCAGAUGACAAUUUGAUUUUGUUUUUUUGCAAUUUCCUCAAACCAAUCACCCAGGUAUAAGGGAGUCAGAAGUUCCUGAGCUGCCAUCGAGUGCGGACAUUCUUUAUUCUUGGCAGCGAUAUAUUCUGAGGUUCGAAUGGACCUGUCUGAUGUCACUUACGACUACAGCGACAAAUUCAUAGUAACUUCUGACGUCAAGUCGACCUUCGAUCGCUAUGGGUUUAUCAUAUUAAGGCAUGCCCUGAGUUCGGAAGAAGUCCGUAUGACGAACAGCUUCCUGGAGAAUGACCAGGAACGAUUGGACAAAGCCUAUGGGCGGACUGAUGAUGAGGGUCGGAAAGGGAUGAUGACGCUAUGGAAUGAACCAAAAGAUGACAUCACUGGUCUCAUUAGCAGAUCGGAGAAGAUUGCGGGUACGAUGGAAGCGCUUCUUGGAGGGGAGGUGUACCACUAUCAUGCCAAACUCAUGCUGAAAGAGGCAAAGACGGGUGGCAAACACGUCUGGCACCAAGACUACGGGUAUUGGUAUAGGAACGGAUGUUUGACACCCGAUAUGGGAUCUGUAUUCAUAGCGAUCGACAAAUGUGAGAAAGCAAAUGGUUGUUUGGAGGUGAUUCCCGGCUCGCAUCACAUGGGCCGUGUCGACCACAAGUUCGUCGGCGAGCAGACCGGGGCAGACAUGGAGCGCGUCGAGUGGGCCAGGAAGAAGCUCGGCCACGCUUUCGUCGAGAUCGAUCCUGGCGAUGCCAUCUUCUUUCACUCGAACGUCCUUCAUGCCAGCGGGCGCAAUGACAGCGACAAUCGGCGAUGGGUCCUCAUCGUCGCGUACAACCGCGCGGACAAUGACCCCGUGUACGAGCACUGCCAUCACGCUCAUUACACUCCGAUUAACAAGAUACCAAGCAGUGAAAUACUAGCAUCCCUCAACUCCUAGGUGAGGUGUUGGACCUUGCUACAAAGUACCGACAGAGUCUCACUUUAUGUUCGUCCAACGAAGAAUCAGGUUAUACUCUCUUGUGUUUAAUAGCUCCAUGCUUAUACAGUGCGUAAAAAAAAACACUGGAACAGUGUUAUACAGUUCAUGAAAAUUGAGUUUCACAUUAUGUCUACAUUUCAAUGUUCAUAGAUGCUCUGAAGUCUUAUCGUUCAAAUGCCACUUAAAAAAUAAGAAGCAUCGUUCAUGCUUGAGCGAAGACAACAUUUUUGUCCGGGGUUUGGUAAAGGACUUGCACCAAAGAAAAUGAGAAAUAUGAUCAUCAGACUUGCUAAUCAGCAGACUCCUCUUAACCUUUUCAUUAUUUUUGCCAUUAUUUCAAAUGCUAUCAAAAUUCAUCUGCAAAGCUAUUCAUUUUUUUAUACAUGAUUUUUCCCCCUAUUAAAAGGUUAUCUUUCAGCAUUGAAUAUUCCUUCAUGAUAUUAAAAACCAAUGUCAACACAAGUAAGGGGUUGGCAGUACAUGUAUUAAUGGAGGAACUGGUAAUUUAUUCAAAUCCUUUCAUUGUCUGCAAAAAAGGUUAUGGUGCCUUUGAAAGACAUGAAUCCUUUCCUGUAAAUUAAAUCCAUUUAUUGUCCUUUCAAAGGCACCAUAACCUUUGUUGCACACAAAUGAAAGGACUUGAAUAAAUUAAAAGCUCUCCCAUUAACACAUUUUUUUAUGCGAUUCCCUUUACUUGGGUAGACAAAAAAAAAAUUAUAUCAUGAACUAAGGAAUAUAUUCAAUGCUGAUAGAUAACCUAUUGAAAUGGAAAAAUCCAGUAAAUAAAUUGCUUUGUAAAUGAAUUUUGAAAGCAUUAAAAAAUAAUGGCAAAAUAGGAUUUACAUUUAACUCUGAGAUCUUUCAAGUGUUAAAUAGUUUGACAUUUCAUAUUGUAGAUAUAUAGACUUUUUAUAAUACAUGUCCUGCACAUAAUAACUUUAAAGAUUCAUAAUUAAAACUAUAUUAAUGGAAAGAAAAACAGUACAAAUGAUAGAGUUGAUUGAUCUCUUUUGAUAUAUGUACAAGGUAUCAUACAUGUCCAAUAAUGAAGUUCCUAGAGUUCAGCUCAAAGUCCAAGUCAGUAGCUUUGUUACAGGAAUGUGGAUAUGCCUCUAAUUGUUUAAAUUGCCACUUGGUCUAC
This is a messenger RNA of Lytechinus pictus (painted urchin), 2230 nucleotides long. RefSeq names its product L-proline trans-4-hydroxylase-like. Bases 250 to 1047 code for a protein of 265 amino acids. The record is from RefSeq and is a predicted model, not a curated record. The transcript is spliced from 7 exons. Lineage: Eukaryota; Metazoa; Echinodermata; Echinoidea; Temnopleuroida; Toxopneustidae.